AUGCCUGGUACUAUUGCAAUCCUUAGGACGAGCCCUGUUCGAGUUGGUGGACAGCUGGACGAGUCUCAAGCUUAUUUUCACAGACUAUUCUGGACGUUUCCACCGUGUAUCGAGGCAUUCCAUCAUUGCAAGCCGCUGGACGGGAACUCCAACAUACUCCCUGUUGCAUUCGCAUUAGUCGAGGGUGAGAAUGCUGAGUCCUGGUCCUUCUUUCUCUCCCAUCUGCGUCAGCAUGUGACACCGCAGCUGGGUCUGCUGGUUAUAUCGGACAAGCAUAACGGCAUCAAGGCCGCGCUUGAGGCUCCCGACGGAGGCUGGUUACCUCCAUCUGCAUACCGGACAUUCUGCAUUCGACAUGUAGCGGCAAAUUUCGCCCUAACCUUCAAGGGCAAAGACGCCAGGAGGCUACUUGUCAACGCAGCUUACGCUAAGACCGAGAUAGAGUUCGAUUACUGGUUUGAUAUUCUGCGGUCUGAAGAACCGACGAUGUGUGACUGGACGAACCGGAUUGAGUAUUCCUUGUGGACACAAGAUUGUGAUGAGGGGCGGAGAUUCGGGCACAUGACGAUGAAUAUCUCUGAGUGUGUGAAUUCAAUCCUCAAGGGAGUCAGAAACCUCCCUGUGUGCUCGCUAGUGAAGGCAACGUACGGAAGGUUGGCCGAACUAUUUAUUCGCAAGGGGAGAGAGGCUGAGGCCCAGCUGGGAACCGGACAACAAUUCAGUCAGCACUUGGUGAAGUGUAUCGAGGCCAAUUUGAAGACGGCGAGGUGCUUCACGGUGACUUUGUAUGACAGGGAUGACUCGGAGUUCACCGUCGCAGAGACGACUCCGACUGGUUCGUUUUCACUGGGUAGCUACAGAGUCUCGCUUGCAUCUCAGACAUGUGACUGUGGAUACUUCCAGGCACUUCAUUUCCCAUGUCCGCAUGCCCUGGCAUGCUGUGCCUACUCACGGCUCACAUGGCAUCCUUACGUCCACCAGGUGCAUCGUCUUAGUUCGGUGUUCAGUGUGUAUCGGAUCGGAUUCACACCUCCCAUUCUGGAGGAUUUUUAG
Messenger RNA from Arachis ipaensis, 1053 nucleotides. The record is from RefSeq and is a predicted model, not a curated record. NCBI's taxonomy places the organism in Eukaryota, Viridiplantae, Streptophyta, Magnoliopsida, Fabales, Fabaceae.